Molecule: messenger RNA, 651 nt
Organism: Microthlaspi erraticum
Lineage: Eukaryota; Viridiplantae; Streptophyta; Magnoliopsida; Brassicales; Brassicaceae
Source: the annotation of a GenBank genome assembly
AUGGAGAAGUCAACUCGCAGUUUUUCUUCAUUCAAGAGGUUUACACCUCAGAAUAACUACGAGGCAGCAAACGAAAAGGAAAAGAAUGUUGUAAGCAAAGAUCCCAACCCUGGAAAUAAAGGAGCUAGUAGUUCUACCACUACUCAGCAGAGUAAAGCACCAGCUCAAAGGCAGAAUAAUCCUUAUGCUAAACCAUCUCUUGAUAAGUGUUAUCGUUGCCAAGGACAAGGUCACAAAUCAAAUGUUUGUCCAAGCAGAAGAACUGUUGCUUUGCUAGGAGAAGAAGAAGACAAAGAACAAGAGUUUAAUGAGGAUGAUGAAUAUGAAGGGGUUGAAUUUGCUGAAGAGGAGUCACAUGAGAAGAUAAACAUUGUGCUUCAGAGAAUCUUAUUGUCAUCUAAGGACGAAGGACAACGCAAGAAUUUGUUUAGAACACACUGCUCAAUUCAAAACAAAGUGUGUAAUGUGAUUGUGGAUAAUGGAAGCACAGAGAAUUUGGUUUCUCAAAAGCUGGUUGAUUUUCUGAAGUUGCCAACAAAAGAACAUGAGAACCCAUAUCCUCUUGGGUGGAUAAAGAAGGGCUCACAAGUUCGAGUCACAAUGACUUGCAAAGUUCCCAUCUCCAUUGGGAAACACUACAAGGAAGAGUAA